Molecule: messenger RNA, 1122 nt
Organism: Penicillium cinerascens
Lineage: Eukaryota; Fungi; Ascomycota; Eurotiomycetes; Eurotiales; Aspergillaceae
Exons: 2
Coding region: 1-1122 (373 amino acids)
Molecular function (GO): protein dimerization activity
Source: RefSeq, a predicted model, not a curated record
AUGUCUCCUCGAUUCCCUCCUACGCCUGCCAUGUCCGGUGAAUUCAUCAUCAAGGACCAGCCGGAUGCCUCUGAUGCAUUCGCUCUACCUCCUGCGGCUCUGAGUCCGGCCAACAUCGAUCCGGCCAGCCGCCGAUCCUCGCGAUCUGACCCUUCCUAUGUGCCUGCGUCACCUACUUCCCCCGAACUGGCUGCCCGAGGCCGUGCUGCUCCCUCGCCCCGAGCGGGAACCGGUACCAAGCGUUCACUCGACGAGUUCGAACUACCACCGCCUCCAACACGCACGCGGAAGAUCAUCCAAAUGAAACCAAAGUCUCCUGCAGUGUCAAAGUCCCCCGCCAAGCCCAAGGAGAAUGGAAAGGCCUCUGCCCAAACAUCACCGGAAGGGGCCAAUUCUUCAACUACCAAGAAGAAGCCCAGCGCCACGAGUGCUGCGGGGCGCAAGAUCGCUCGCAAAACGGCUCACAGUUUGAUUGAGCGGCGACGCCGAUCCAAAAUGAACGAGGAGUUUGGGACAUUGAAGGAUAUGAUUCCCGCAUGCCAGGGCCAAGAGAUGCAUAAGCUGGCUAUUCUUCAGGCAAGCAUCGACUACGUCAACUACCUGGAGCAAUGUAUCCAAGACCUCAAGACGGCGGGCACAGCCAACAGGGCCGCCCCGCCAUCACCUACAUACCCGGAGUUCAUUGCCGAAACUGGAAUGGACUCUAUCCAGCAACCUCCUCGACGUCCUCCAUCGUCAGCCUACUCUUAUUCUGAAUCUGCAUCCGCAUCUCCCGAAUACAUGCCCCCAAGUGCCCAGAUGUCGGAUACCUCUCCGUCUUUCUCUCCUCGCACUCGAGUCCCCUCGGCACCCACCCUUCCCGAUGCCCCGUCCGUUCUUCCCAGCCCGGCUCUGGGGCCCUCGUAUCCGUCAAUGGACAAGCUCCCAGAGUUCCAAGGCAUGGAUCACGAGGCAUCGGCUGCUUUGCUCAUGUUGACCCAGGAUCGCCGGGGCACUGCAGACUCGAUCACUGAGCAUUUGUCAGGUAGUACUAUGCUCACGGAUUCCUCUUCGGGGAGCAGAAGUGGCUCCGACAGUCAGCGGAGAAAGGGAAUGAGUGUUCGGGAUCUUCUUAUUUCAUGA